Molecule: messenger RNA, 1961 nt
Organism: Pyrus x bretschneideri (Chinese white pear)
Lineage: Eukaryota; Viridiplantae; Streptophyta; Magnoliopsida; Rosales; Rosaceae
Product: receptor like protein 29-like
Exons: 1
Coding region: 494-1918 (474 amino acids)
Molecular function (GO): protein binding
Source: RefSeq, a predicted model, not a curated record
GAGAUGGAUAGACAGAUUAUAGAAAGAAAGAGCUUAAGUCCCAUCGUGUAAUUACAAUUCUUCUUUUGAGAUUCAUCAGCUCGUCUGACAUCUUCUUCUACUUCCAGUAACUGUUUUCCCUUCGCCCAUCGCACUCUCACUUUUCCAUGCAAAGACCAACACUGUCAGCGUCAAACUUGCGCAAUGCGGGAAGCAAAGGUGACAACCUUUUUUUUUUUUUUUUUUAAAUUUCUCAGCAGGCCUCUGCAAGUCCUGCCACUAAAGAUCAUGACUUUGAAUUUUGAUAAAUAUUUGGGAAAGUAUUUUCUUUACUUUCUCUAUCCUUUUUGUCAUCAAUGCAAUUCCAGAAAAAGGUGAAAUAAAAAGCAAAGAAAAAACCUUGAGCCAGUACUUUUUUGUUCUAACUAAAAAGCCACAUUUCCCUCUGUUUUUCUUCAUUUUUCACUUGUGAGUUUUCUCUCAUUUACGUCCAAUUGCUCUCCUCUGAACUUUCAUGGCUUUUUUGCCUCUUUUCCUUGUUGGGUUUCUUGUUUUGGGAGGGGGCUUGAUUUCAGGGCAGCAAAACUCAGGUGGGAUUAUGGAAAGGGAGGAGCUUUUGGGACUUUUUGAAGCUUUGGGUGGCCUUCUGGAGGACCCCAGCUGGGCCCAAGAGCACCCACAGCCCUGUGAUGAGACUCCAUGGCCUGGUAUUCAAUGUGAAAUUGGUGAUGAAAAUCCUCCAACUUUUCAUGUCACAAAGAUUCACAUUGGCCCUGACAUUCUCACCCCUCCUUGCAAAUCCUCUGCUUCCCUUUCAAGUUCCCUCCUCAAAUUACCCUACUUGAAAACCCUCUCAAUUUUCAAUUGCUUUUUAACUACACCAGUCACUCUCUCUCCAUCACUAUUUGGUGCAUUGUCUUCCUUGGAAACCCUAGCCCUUGUUUCCAAUCCAGCUCUCUCAGGAGAAAUCCCCCCAAACUCGUCAAAACUUACAAACUUAAGGGUCCUCAGCCUCUCACAGAACAACCUACAAGGAAACAUCCCUUGGGAAAUUGGUGGGUUGGUGAGACUAGAGCAGCUUGACCUAAGUUACAACAACCUAAGUGGUGAAAUCCCACAAGAAAUUGGAGGGUUGGGGAGUUUGACAAUCUUGGAUUUGAGCUGGAAUGUUCUAGAAGGUCAGGUGCCUAACUCUGUAGGGCAGCUUCAAAUCCUCCAAAAGAUUGAUAUGAGCUCCAACAGGCUGAGAGGAUUGAUCCCUCCAAAUGUAGGGCAGCUCAAGAGGUUGGUAUUGUUUGAUCUGAGUCAUAACUUGAUCAAUGGGCCAAUCCCAGAAACCCUUUCAGGUUUGGAGAAUUUGGAGUAUUUGGUGGCUGAUAAAAACCCAAUCAAUUCAGAAAUUCCUCAGUUUGUAGGGAAACUUAAGAAUCUCAAAUCUCUGAGUUUUUCAGGAUGUGGGUUGAUUGGCAAAUUACCUAACUCCCUAUCUUCCUUGAAAAAUCUCAGUUCCCUCUCUCUAGACAACAACAGUCUCAAUGGGACAGUGCCUACAAGUUUAGGGACACUCCCAAGUUUGGAUCAGCUGAAUCUGAGCAACAACAAGCUGAGUGGGGCCCUGUCACUUCCAGAGGAUUUCAUUGAGAGGCUUGGGAAGAGGUUGGAUGUGAGAGGAAAUAAUGGGCUGUGUGCAAUCAAUCCAUUGUACAAGAAGAAGAAGAGCAUCUCUGCAAAUCUGAUAAGUACCCAUGUUUGUUUGAAUGCAAGUGGAGCAACAAAUGACACGGCCUUGGCUGGUGAAGAAGAACCAAAUGUGUCUGAGAGAAUGAAGCCAUUUGGUCAGUACCCUGUCGAGAACAAUAGUUCUGGUUCUCCAUCGAAUUCAAAUGCAAAGACGGUUUCUUUUGGUUUUGUUGUGUGUUUCUUGUGCCUCUUGUUGUAAAAACCCACUUCGUUUUUGUUCAAUUUUAAGGCAACUUGAUGAA